UGCCAUAAUACUUUUGGUAUUUUUCUGAAUAUUUUUGUUACCUGAACCAAAACAUUCGUAAUGAAGAGGAGAGUAAUCAUAAAAAAGUGUACUUGUCUGGCGCCCACCCCCCAAACUCCUUGAACUUUGACACCGCUUCUCGAUAUUAACCCUUGUACUUGUUGCUUACUGUUGUGUUUUGUCCAAAGUUUUGUAAAAUAUGAAUGAAAAUGAUGCUGCGAAAAAGGUCGUGGGCAAGCGGAAUUCGGUCUCGUUUGAUCAACAGGAUCCCGGAGAACCGAGAUACAGCUUUUCCGGACGCAUUCAGGAACUGAUCGAGGGAUACAAUUCCGCCGUACAGUUGCUGGCGCCUAAGUGGCCCUGGUACCUCUAUCCCGGAUAUCUGACAUACGCCGUAUACUGGCGCUACGCCAAAUAUUACAAGGGCAAAUUGUUGCUGACCCCCAUUCCGAAUGGGCUAUAUGAUCUGCUCAUCAAGAACGAGCUGAUCAAGUCGGAGCACUUGGUUUUCGCUAGUCGCGAUGUGUACGAUACUUAUGCGGAGUCACCGGACGUCAAUUUUGUAAACUUGGUCAUCCGCGGAGGAAGGACUAAGAUCUGUAAAACCGAUGGGGGUUCCACAACUCAAACGGUCAUUAAGCAAAUGCUUCAGGAGGCUCCACAUACGAUUGUGGCCCAGAUUCUGCCGGUGACCCAAUGUCAACCCAAUUGUCUGUAUGUCCAGGAAAACUUCUAUGGCAACAUACUGGACCGCUUUGGAAUCAGUUCCAACUGUUGGGUGCAACUUGACCACUUUGCUGAUGAGCAGACCAUACCCGGCAUAGCCACCAAAGCCCAUGUAUAUUUGCUAGCUGAUCCUCACGAACUGCCAGCCGAACUGACGGAGAUUAUCCUUAACAACUACUUUAAUACCCCGCGACUUUUGCAUCGUGGUCAUAUUUACCGAAUCGAAGUUAACGCCGAACUUUUGGGCACAGCAACAUACGCCCAUUAUUAUUUGAUUUUUGCCAACCUGCGCCAUGUUCACUUAAAGUGCAUUCACCUAGAGACGAAGGGCAGUGAGUUCGAGUUGCAGGCAGUGGUGGCAAAGAACUUCAGCAAUCUGAUUCAAGUACCAGCAUCUCACAGUUUUCUGCCUCGCCAAGUGCUCGACAACGUGGCUAUCGUGGAAAACUAUCCUAGUGGACUGAGGAAACCCUAUAAAUUGCUACGCUCUUCCGUGGAUGCCUUCCUGCCCAAGAAGUCGGAAUGUCUAUCCUCAAAGCACAUCUUUCCUGUUUUCCUGCUGCAGGGUGAGCGCGGAUCUGGUAAAUCCAAACUUGUAAAUGCCGUAGCCCAGGAGCUAGGCAUGCAUAUUUAUGGUGCGGAUUGUGCGGAGAUUGUUUCACAGGUUCCUUCGCACACGGAGAUGAAGCUAAAGGCGGUCUUCGCUAAAAGCCAAGUCAGUGAACCACUCUUGAUUUGCUUCCACAACUUCGAGAUCUUUGGAAUAGACAAUGAGGGCAACGAGGACUUGCGCCUGCUGUCCGCAUUUCAUGUGCAGGUGCAAGAGCUCUUUAACCGUGAUCGGAAGCACCCAAUUGUGGUGGUGGCUUUGACCAGCGAUCGGCACCUUAAGCCCAUGAUCCAAGGUCUCUUCCUGGAGAUCAUCAGCAUUGAUAUGCCCAGUAAGCAGGAGCGUUUUGAGAUCCUUCGUUGGAUGCACGUGCGAGAGACUUUCAACGACGUCAUUCACAAUCAGAAAGCCAUCGAUGACUUGCCCUUGUUCUCGCGUGAAAAUCAGUGCCAGUUUAUGUCGCGCGUCUCUUCCAGCUGGCGGGAAACACUCAAUGUACUGCAGGAUGUGGCGGCCAAGUCACAGGGAUUUUUGUUGGGCGACCUGCAGUUGCUCUACGACAGUGCAGUUCGAAUGAAGAUUCGCAAACGCUUGGGCAGAUCCACUCUGGACAUGUCCCACUUCGCUCAGAACCUCACUGACAUGCAGAGCUCCUUCGCCGACAGUUUGGGAGCGCCCAAGGUGCCGAAGGUCUAUUGGUCGGACAUCGGUGGUCUGGCCAAGCUGAAAGACGAGAUCCAAAGCAGCAUAGGCUUGCCGCUCAAGCAUGUCCAUCUUAUGGGCAAGAACCUGAGAAGAUCAGGCAUCCUGCUUUACGGACCUCCAGGGACUGGCAAGACCCUGGUCGCCAAGGCUGUGGCCACCGAAUGCAACCUGAGUUUCCUUUCCGUUCAGGGUCCCGAGCUGCUUAACAUGUACGUGGGCCAGAGUGAGCAAAAUGUGCGCGAGGUCUUUUCUCGUGCUCGAUCCGCUGCUCCGUGUGUGCUCUUUUUGGACGAACUGGAUUCCCUGGCCCCCAAUCGAGGAGUGGCAGGCGACUCUGGUGGCGUUAUGGAUAGGGUAGUAUCACAGCUUCUUGCCGAGAUGGAUGGAAUGAGCGAUGGCGACACCAGCAAGCCAAUCUUCAUACUGGCCGCCACAAAUCGGCCGGAUCUUAUUGAUCCCGCCCUUUUGCGUCCCGGUCGGUUUGACAAGCUCUUCUACGUGGGACCCUGCUCCACGGCCGAUGACAAGGCUGCCGUGUUGCGAGCCCAAACCCAGCGAUUCGCUCUGGAAGCCGGCGUGGACAUGGACCAGAUUGCAGAGCGUUUGAAGAGUGAAAUGAGCGGCGCAGAUCUAUACUCUAUUUGCUCAAAUGCAUGGCUAUCAGCCGUAAGACGCACUAUAGAUAAACACUUAAGCGGAGCAAUUACAGAAAAGGAACUGCUUCCGGAGAACGUGAUCGUGGAGGCGGAAGACUUCACCAAGUCGUUCAACAAAUUCGUGCCCUCUAUAAGCACUAAGGAUCUGGAGUACUUCAACAACCUAAAGGCGUCGUACAGCGUUUAAAGCUUUCGAAGAUGGAUAAAAAAAGAGUUAAAGUUUUUAUAAUUUAGUUUUUUAUAGUUUUGAAUUUGAAAUUAAACGUUUUUUUUAUUUAUAGCUGUUUUUUUGUAUAGGUUCUUAAUUUUGAAAUAAAUGCGAAUCUUUAAGUAACAUUUUUUUAUAUCUAAAUUAGCAUCUAUUGAUAGUUUCUCCUUUACAUUUUUUGUUAUACUAAAAUAAUCUGAAACGACAUGUGAAAAAACAAUUGCAUUCAUAAAUUGUACUCCUUGCUCGAGCUUUCGACAGAAAUUGCAGCCGACGAGACUACCUUGUAUAAUUGUACCAUGGCACAGUGGUCGGUCUUGUAUGAAGAAGGCGGCCAAAAAUUGUAUCCAGUAGGAAUAUCGACUUGAAAUUUUUUUUGUAGAUAUAUAAUAGCGUAUGAAUAUUAUAAGUAUUUUAAGUAUCAGCACCAUUAACGCCAAAUAUAUCCAUCAUGUUUACCAUAAAAUCUUUAAAAUUCGACUCCCAAAUGCACACUACACUUUUUAUUAA
Drosophila ficusphila is the source of this 3415-nucleotide messenger RNA. RefSeq names its product peroxisome assembly factor 2 (gene Pex6). The record is from RefSeq and is a predicted model, not a curated record. NCBI's taxonomy places the organism in Eukaryota, Metazoa, Arthropoda, Insecta, Diptera, Drosophilidae. The coding region runs from base 200 to 2884 and encodes 894 amino acids. Gene Ontology annotation, cellular component: peroxisomal membrane; cytosol. The transcript is spliced from 5 exons. Gene Ontology annotation, biological process: protein import into peroxisome matrix. Gene Ontology annotation, molecular function: ATP binding; ATP hydrolysis activity.